AUGCAUUCAGAAUUAAUCAGGCAGCCUUCACUGAGAAAUUACUCUUGAUCAACGUCGGCAAAGAACGACACUAUUUAGAACAAUGGGAUUAUUACUGGCUAGAUUGUUAACUGCAUUUGAGUCCUUUUCACAGGAAUCUUCAGAGUCUAAAAUUCUAAUGCUUGGCUUAGACUCUGCAGGCAAGACAACAAUUCUGUACAAGAUCAAACUGAACGAGAACGUACAGGGAAUUCCCACUGUUGGGUUUCACGUGGAAACCGUGUCCCCGAUAAAGGGCGUGACCUUCACGGUUUGGGACGUAGGGGGUCAGGAAGUGAUUAGACCUCUGUGGAAGCAUUACUACCAAAACACGCACGGAUUGGUGUAUGUUGUGGACAGCAAUGACAGAGAGAGAAUCCUGGAGUCACGUGAGGAACUGUUUGGGAUUUUGGAGAACAAUGAUAUGAGAGGAGUUCCGGUGGUGAUCAUUGCCAACAAACAGGACCAACCAAAUGCCCUGAGUACAUCUGAUGUGGCUGACCUUUUGUGCCUACACAAACUAACGUCUAGAAAAUGGUUCAUACAGCCCGCAUGCGCAAUAAAGGGUGAAGGACUUCAUGAGUCCAUAAGCGAAUUAGCAACACUAGUAAAAGAAUUCAAAAAAGUUUCGAGAUGAUCACUUAAUGACUUUUUGUCGUUAACAUUAACGAUUAAAAAAAGCCGCUGCUUUUUUCCAAGUCUUGCCAGUUAAUGUGUGAUGCAUAAACAUGUAAUAUCACGCAUUGCCUUUACCACAACCAGUACAGCAUUAAGUAUAUGUGCGUUACAUUUCGUGAAUGCAGACAAAUUAAAUAGUCGAGAUAAUUUUUUUAUUGUAUACAUGUAAAUGUAAAUAAUACUUUUUAUCAAACGUUGAUGUCACAAUAUUUAUAUGUGUUAAAAAUCUUUUCCCUUUUUCACGUCAUACUACAGUGUAUUGUUGUAAAGCUGUUAUAUAUAACGGGUGCUACGUCAUAACAAAAUGGUGGUUGUGAGACGGAAUAUAUUGUAUAGCAUUGGCUAUAUAUGAGCAUUAUGGCAUGCGUUUAUAAAAGCUUUGCUCAUGAAUAUGUAAACAGCCUAAUUUUUAAUUUUUGUUUUUAAUGCUCUGUAAAUGUGAUAUCCAUUCUUACCUCCCUUUGUUUGUCUAGUUUACAGAAUUGUUUUCUAUCAUCCGCUCUUGUUAAAUACUUUUGACAACAGAGCUGUAUUGUAUUGUUGCAAAUCUUUUAAUUUUUAAAUUUAAAUUGUACACAGUAGGCCUCUGUCAUUGUAUUAUGAGCAAAAUGAUAUAAUAAAUAUAUAUAUAGAU
This is a messenger RNA of Magallana angulata, 1330 nucleotides long. RefSeq lists its product as uncharacterized. NCBI's taxonomy places the organism in Eukaryota, Metazoa, Mollusca, Bivalvia, Ostreida, Ostreidae. The coding region runs from base 83 to 655 and encodes 190 amino acids. Gene Ontology annotation, molecular function: GTP binding; GTPase activity. Gene Ontology annotation, cellular component: cytoplasm; plasma membrane. The record is from RefSeq and is a predicted model, not a curated record. Gene Ontology annotation, biological process: vesicle-mediated transport; intracellular protein transport. The transcript is spliced from 4 exons.